UUCAAAACGUCCUUUUUUGAGAAAAAAUUUAGUUAAUAUCAGAAUAAAUGCUGAAUUAUUUUGCAUAAUAAUUUGUUAAAACCGCGUGAACCAAUAGGAAUCGGUCUUAUCAACACGAUCCACGGCGAUACACCAAUACGGGAGCUGGAUAGAUAUUGCACGUAAUACUUCAGCAACGAAGUUGCAUUCGUGUAAUUACACCGCGCCAUAUUUCUGUUCCGCGCGCUUUGCUACGGAAAAUGUCUGCUGGUUACGAGUACCUUUUCAGUUUGUACGGCUGGGAGUAGCGCGCGAGUGACUUAAUACACUCUAGUACACUCCAGUGCUUGUGUGAGCGUCAAGAUAUAUCAUAUAUCAUAUCGUGUAUUGUUGUGAUUGUUUCCUGCGCAACUUGAGCCGCGUGAAGAAACGAGUGGAAAGGUUAUUGGUGGUAACAUCGCGCUCGCGAUGUGCACGGACCCGCCACGAUCCGCUUGUCGCGUACUUCAAAUCAUCGUAAGGCUGUAUUGUACGGCCUAAGCGAGAUUUCGCUUGCUUUGCCUACGGUGUGAUCACUUCCCCUUCAGCACCAUGUCGGCGAAACAAAAUCUAACGAAUAGAACAAAUAUGACCGAACGCUGUCGAAUUUGCCUGGCCGAUAACGGCUGCAUGAUCAGCUUGCGGAACGAACGUGUUGAAAGCAAGCUCAAGGAUCUGGUGAAGUGUACUUUUGUCGAUAUUAAGCAUGAGGAGAACUUACCUGCUUUUGUAUGUCAUGUAUGCCUCUACAAGCUGAAUAUGUGGAGCGAGUUCAAGGAACGAUUUAUACAGUCCAAUAAGAUUCUUCUAGGGCAGUUACAAGUAUCAGCAGUUUCUGAUACCGAUAAUAAGAACUCUUCUAAAAGUGUAAGAAAUGCGGAUGGAGGCAUAAAAAGAAAACGUGUAAGUGAGAAUACUGAGAACAUUGUUUCUGAUCACAAUGAUAAGAAAACUAAGACAGAAGCAACUUCUUUAGCCAAUGAACAGGAGACAGACCAAAAUACAGUAAAUACUAUAUGUAUAUCAGACGAUGAAAGUGAAGCAGCUCUGCCCAAGAAUUCUGACCAGGCGCUCAAUGCUUCCGAGGAUAAUAAUAAGCCGAAGGAAGAAAAUGAUGAAGUAAUAGAGAGUAAGUCAUCUGUAGGAUCGGCAAAAAAUAGAUUGCUACCUGGGAAACGCGGUAGAGCUAUCGAAAGAAGAAAGGCAUCUACGAAACGUUGGGUAGAGAGAAAGAAGGCGCUCUUGGCAGCGACCGGGGAGGCUGUUUCUGACACGGAUUCAAUAGCUUCGGAUGAUGCGCAAAUGUCGCCGGUGCAGAAAGCUCGUGCGAAGACCAAUGCGGAUAAGGAGGCAGAACGACAAAAGAGAAUCGCAAAAGUCUUGAAGAAUCUAGAAACGAAUCUCUCGGAAAAAUAUACCGCGAUUCACGGUGAUAAUAUCGUUGGAGACAACACGGAUUCUGAAACGCGUAGAAGGCGAACGACUAAGGAACCGCACUCAAACAUCGCGCGGGAGAAGAAUUCGUCCGACAAGCAGGCCAACAUCAUAAGAACCAGAUCAUCGUCUCAAGAGCACUCGAUGGAAAAGGAGAACACUCCAGUCUCGUCAGCGACGAACAUAGAAGAGCGCGCGAAGAAAUCGGAGUCGCGAGCUGAUGAGAAAUUUACACCGCGCAUGAUAAAAUCCGAGCUAACGGUUGGUAAUGACAGGUACGUCGUGACGUCGAUGCUGGUUCGCACGGGCACGUCGCGUUUGAAUAAAGAAGCCAUAAAUAACGUAACUAAGGAUAACAAGAGCUCCAACAUUGACGAGAACAAUCAAGAGACGAACACUGACAUCAUCGAAGCGGUCCAGCUGCGCAGAAUUCAUCCUGUGCCGUCUAAUUUGAACAGCAAGAAAUUUGAAAGAUGCUUAAAUGUCGAUGUGGAGACCACGGAAUUGGAUUCGCUGAAGCGCGUGCAAGUCGAGCUGGCGAAUUUCGUCGAAAAUGAAAUGAAGCAAAAGCUGUUAGGCAUAAAAGACGGUAAGAUCAACCGAUUUGAUAACUCCUACGGGAAAGCCUAUCGCAAACUCGACCAGCAAUUGAAGGGUAUAGUAGGGAAGACUAUAAUAAGUAAUAUCGAGGCCUCUUUCAUCAGAGACACAUCUGUGCCUAUUAAAGAAUGCGACAAUGAGUCAUCUACAACGAUUUCACGGGAAUUUGUUGAGGUGGCUAAAAAUUCGUCCAAAUAUCAGCCGAUAGUCAUCGUCGAGCGUCUAGAUAUCAAAAAAGCGAUGAAACUGUGGAAAAUCAACAACGCUGACAUUUUUAACCAAAUCGCACCAAGGAACAAACUUAUCGGGCCGUUCAGUGCGGUGUCCCGCAAGCGACAGAGUGUACCUCCGAAAAGAUAUAAUGACUACAAUACUUCAGCCUUGGACUCUGACGCUGAUUCCGACGAAAUGGAAGAGCUAAUCUACGAGCAGGCGGCAUCCAAAAUAACGAGCACUCCGAAUUCGAAAAUGCAAGGAACUGUAGCGAAACAAUCAUCGGCAGCGAACAAUCAGCUACCCAUUAUCAAACGGGUGAAUACUUCGACAGUUAAAACCUUGGAUAAUAACGUCACGGUAUCCGUUUACAGAAUUGAACAAAAUUCAACGGUUGCGGCGAACGAGAAGCCGAAUUAUGAAGAGACCAUUAAGAUCGAAGAGGCUAUAGCUGAGAAUCACAUAUGCGGAGUUUGCGGCGUCUCGUUUGACAGCCGCAAGGAUGUCGAGGCUCACGUACGCACUCACAGAACGACUAACGCGGAAAGUAACACAAUUACUGUGACACGGCAGGUUCAGAAGCAGAAGGUGAAGCGCUGCAAGAGGUGUCAGGUGUUAGUCGAUGCCCGCUUCGUGAAGGCUCACGUGUGCAAGACGCCAGCAGCGUCGUUACCGCACAAGUGUUACGUGUGCAACUUGACGUUCCGAACGGAGAAGCUUCUCAUGCGCCACUUGGAGAACCACGACCAGUCGGAAUUCAAAAUAGAGAACGUCACAAAACCCGAGAGCAAGAAGGUGACUACUAUAUCCGCGAAAUCGGACAAGGAACAGGACUCGAAGAGCGAGGUGUCAACAAAAUCGCAGAAUGUUUCAACGGAGAAGAAUGAGGUUCAGUCCGAUAAGACUAUCAAGACGAGUGCAAAACACAUAGACAAAACCCAGACGGUCGUGGAGAAGCCCAAAGAGACUUACACCUGCUUCGUGUGCGACAAGAUCUUUACAGACGAGGAAGUAUUGAAGGAUCACUUGCAGAAGCAUUGUGAUGAUUUGAGCGAGGGCGAACAGAGCAAUAGUAAAGAGCAAUAUCAGUGUGCUAUUUGCGGCGACACUCUCGAGUCGGAUGAAGCUUUGGAAGAGCACGUUGGAAAACAUUUGUUCGAUGACGAAGAUGACAAUCCUAAUCUGAUCAGCAUAGGAGAACAGGAGAACAAUCAGUCGAAGGUCCACCGAUGCGCUCAAUGCUCGAUGACAUUCGACUCGAAAGUCCUACUGGAGAUACACGUGCAGGCACACGAGGAGGAAGUCGCGAUAGCGGAAUGGCAAAAGAAGGAAAAGGAUGUUUACCAGUAUGAGUGUAUGCUUUGUGACGAGCGCAUUGCUACGGAGGAGCAACUGGUCCAACAUUUGUACGCGAUACAUAACAUAUGCAAUUCUAACGCGCAAAUAUGUCGAUUAUGCGAGCAAACCUUUGACACCCUUGAGGAACUGCAGGACCACGUAGCGACCCAGAGAUGUAUGAUUCUACUGUGAGCUUUUCAUUUCAUAUAGUUUUGUAUAGGAGAGGGAUAAAAAAAAAACAAUAUUUUUGAGCACAUGACGAUGUUAAUUAUGAACUUAAUUAAAUUUAUAGCGAAUCUUUUUCUAAAUUUGUAAUUUAUAAUAAGAUCUGCUAAAAUAGCGAGGUAUAAGUGAAUUCGGUUUUUUCUACAAAAAGUCUACAGAUUAAAACGCUCAUAUGCGUUUCUAAAUAUUAAAAUAAUUUAUGAGAAAUAGAUUGAUCGAAAAAAAAGAAUUUAACUUUUUCACUGGCUUUUGCGAUAUUUAUAAAAAUAAAAUAUAACUUGUAAAAUAUAAAACAUACAUGUGGCAUGUAUCGUUGUGUUUCUCAAGUCUCCAAUUUGCAAAAAAAUAUAAAGAAUACACUGUUGUGUAGAAUAUCUGACAUAGCGCGUACAUCUGUUUGUGUGUAAUCUUUAAGCUGAACAAAAAAUCCUAUAUUAUUUUGCAAACAAUAAUAACUAUUAAGAUAUUAAUUAGAGAAUAUCAGUGAAUGAGAGUACAUGGAAAAUGAUAGAAUAAGUUCUAUGGGCAAAGUCUCAUUCAAAAUGUCGUAAUUGUCUGUUAACAAUCCUCUGAUAAUCAUUCGCCGAUAUUCUUUAAUUAAUAUCAUAAUAAUUAUCAUGGUUUGCAAAAUGGUGGGAUCUUUUUGUUCAGUUUGAAGAGUUACAUUUGCGUAUGAGCGGAUAUACAUGUUAUGUAUUCGACGACCUGUUUGACCUUCAUAUUUCAGAUAAUGAUAAAAAAAGCAUAUUUUUAUCCAUUUUAUGUUAUUUUAAACAUGCUAAAUAAACUUACGUUAAGUAUAUUAUUACUUUAAGUAUAUUAUAGAAAUUGAAACAGCUAUAAAAACAUUAGUAAUAAAUUUGUAUUGUGUGAAAUUAUACAAAUUUGCAAUAUAUAUAUAUAUACAUAUAUAUAUGUAUAUAAAUGUAGAAAGAGGAGAAAGAUAUUACACAGAAAGAACAUAAUUUUUAUGUAAGAUAGAUAUUCAUAUUACUUUGCUGAACAUAGUAUUGUUCUUACGUUUAUGCAAAAGAUUGACGCGAUUAAUAAAUGUAAAUAUAUAGAAUGUAGAUUGUUCAAGCUUUUCAUUAAAUAUUACAUCAGCAAUAUUUCGAUGAGAUAUAUCUAACUAGUGUGGAACAAAUUAGAUAUAUCACAUAUUAUACUAUUAUAUACUGCAUAUAUACUGCAUACUCGUAAAUAUGGAUGAUCUUAAUUGUAAAAAUCCAUACACUAGAUUUUUAUAAAUUUUUUCGAAGUUAGUACCUUUGGAACCCUAAAACAAACAUCUCGUGUACUAGAAAAUAAGUUGAUUUCUUGAAACAUAUAUAUGGUCAACAGAUAUUUCAAUUUAUGUGGAAAAGUUUAUUGAUAAUUCGAGUAUUAUAUAUUUUUCCACACGUUUGAGUAUUUUCAUUCACGUUGACAAAGAGAAAAAUGUUUUAGUGCUCCAAAAGAAAUGCGGAAAAUUCAUAGCUCUUAAAAAAAAAAUAUUAAAAUAUCUUAAACCAAGUACAUUACUGAUCACAAGUUUUUUGUUUUUAGUCUAAUCUCUAUAUCACUUGAAAUAUAAUUAUAAAACUACUUGCAAUGCUAUAUGCUUGAUAUACUUGAAGUUUGUUAAACGGAAGUUUGUUAAACGGAAGUUUGUUAAACGGAAGUAGAAAUAAUAGCGUUAUAUGUGGUUUAAAUAAAUAAUGGUUCAUAAAUUACUAUAUGUUAAGUGAGUUAUAAUUAUACUUCUUGAAUUAACGUCACCACAUAGUUGUUAGUAUAUAAUGAACAUGUAUAAAAUCCAGAUAAAGUUUUUCUUUGUGUAAAAUA
This is a messenger RNA of Odontomachus brunneus, 5652 nucleotides long. RefSeq lists its product as uncharacterized. The transcript is spliced from 4 exons. Gene Ontology annotation, molecular function: chromatin insulator sequence binding; zinc ion binding. Gene Ontology annotation, cellular component: nucleus; chromosome. The record is from RefSeq and is a predicted model, not a curated record. Gene Ontology annotation, biological process: regulation of transcription by RNA polymerase II. Bases 571 to 3795 code for a protein of 1074 amino acids. NCBI's taxonomy places the organism in Eukaryota, Metazoa, Arthropoda, Insecta, Hymenoptera, Formicidae.